CGUCUGAAACGAGUGGCUUCAACCAAUCAGGAGCAGCCACAGCAUGUUUGGAAACAAUGUUCCUCCCUGUGGUACCUCAUCGGUAAAACUCUGUAUGAGAGUCUUCGGCAGUACGCAUUCAAAAGCAGUGGCGUCUAACAAGUUUCUCUUUCUACGAGACCAUUGACGUUGCAUUUCUUACUAUUUAUCGAGGACUCUUCUUAUUUUUAAGAGUAUAUCUAUAGCGGGUUAAUAGUGUCAUCCCGGGAGUGCGACUAUAACGAGAGUAAAAAUGGACUUGGGAGAUUCUCAACAAAAGACGAUUGCUCUUCUCAUAAAAACGCCCAACCUGGCUCAGGAGGACCAAAUCCUGGAAGGCGUCCAUUUGACCUCGACUGUAAAGGAUCUAAAAACGCGUUUGUCGACUGUCUACCCUACCAAACCGGCCGUGAUUGACCAGAAACUGAUCUAUGCUGGUAAACUGCUGCUGGACCAUCUACACAUUAAAGAUAUCUUCAAACAGACAGACUCCAUUCCCAUACUGCACCUGGUGUGUGCUAUUAGGAAUCCACCCCGAGGGCCACUGGGAGCUACACCUAAGACUGUAGAAACAGAACAGCUGCAUCCUUCCGGUCCAGUACCCCUGACAGCCUCCGCCUCACCCAGUUCCAGUAGCGCUUCCACAGUCCAGGCUCCCAGCACACCAGAACUGAGACAGAGGAGGCAGACCCCUUCAGCUUCAGCUGCUCCUCCAGCUCCCACAGAACUCCCAGCAUCUCCUCCUUGGCCUACUGCUACAGUGCCUGGAGCACCACAGAUGACCCAACCAGCCUUUCCUGCUGUCUCCCUUUACAGCCCUCAGCAGCUGCUCUGGCUCCAGCAUGUCUACGCAAGACAAUAUUACAUGCAAUACCACGCAGCUUUGGCAGCAGCAGGCACUGUUCCCUCUGCAUCAGCUGCAACCACUGGCCAGUACCCUCCUGUUCCUGCCCACCAAGUACCUGUUCCAGCCCCCUUAGCCAAUCAGAACCCCAUCAACAACCUGCCAGUGAAUCAGAACCCAGCCCAGGAUGGCGCUUUCAACCCAGGGGGAGGCAACCAGAACAUGCAGAUGAAUGCGCAGGGUGGGCCUGUAAUGGAGGACGAGGAUGUGGAACAUGACUGGCUGGACUGGUUGUACUCUACUGCAAGAUUUGGCAUUCUGCUCAUGAUCUUAUACUUUAACUCCAACCUGAGUCGCUUCCUGCUUGUGAUGAGCACCCUCCUCCUCAUGUACCUGCACACUGCUGGUUGGUUUCCUUUCAGAAGGCGAGUACAAGUCCAGGACCCCAACCAUGUGCAGCCUCCUGAGAUCCAGCACAAUCAACAGAAUGCUAACAGGAACCCAAACCCAGAUCUAGCUGAUGAGUUUGCAGACAGACAAAGAGAGGAACCAGGUGUAGCAGCAGAUGGAUCUGAUGGACAAGGACCAAUGACCGCAGUUUUGGUUCCUCCUCACAGCGUGUCAGUCGUGUGGACAGCUUGGGUUUUCUUCAAAACCUUCUUCUCCUCACUUAUCCCUGAGGUUCCUCAGGGUAUGGUCAACUGACUGUCUAGGACAGCUGUGUGAUAGACUCGGGCAGAUGUUUUGUUUUUUUUUUUCACUAGGGCACAGUAAUCUCUGAACUUGAAACAUGAGUGGAAGGGUAGCUGGGAACACCAACAGAAUCUGAGAGCACCUGUGUGACACCACUCAAAGUUAAA
Monopterus albus (swamp eel) is the source of this 1722-nucleotide messenger RNA. It is a transcript of the gene herpud1, whose product is annotated as homocysteine-inducible, endoplasmic reticulum stress-inducible, ubiquitin-like domain member 1. The record is from RefSeq and is a predicted model, not a curated record. Gene Ontology annotation, biological process: ubiquitin-dependent protein catabolic process; regulation of ERAD pathway; negative regulation of endoplasmic reticulum stress-induced intrinsic apoptotic signaling pathway. Bases 272 to 1567 code for a protein of 431 amino acids. Gene Ontology annotation, molecular function: transmembrane transporter binding. The transcript has 8 exons. NCBI's taxonomy places the organism in Eukaryota, Metazoa, Chordata, Actinopteri, Synbranchiformes, Synbranchidae. Gene Ontology annotation, cellular component: endoplasmic reticulum membrane.